CCCAGGAAUCCUGGCUGUUCAUUCCCAUGCUUCAAGGCACCGCGUCAGGAACCACCACACCAGCUCCUGGGAUCAGCCACUCAUCCACCUAGGACCCCGCUGUGUCUGAAGUACCAAGGCCAGGUUUGGCUGACCACGAAUGGCUACCCAAAGGAAACACCUGGUGAAAGAUUUCAAUCCUUACAUUACCUGCUAUAUCUGUAAAGGGUAUCUCAUCAAGCCGACCACGGUGACGGAAUGCCUCCACACCUUCUGUAAGACAUGUAUUGUCCAGCACUUUGAAGAUAGCAAUGACUGUCCAAGGUGUGGCAACCAAGUUCACUAGACAAAUCCUUUAGAAAUGUUGAGGUUGGAUAAUACAUCAGAAGAAAUUAUAUUUAAGCUGGUCCCUGGACUCAGAGAGCAAGAACUUGAGCGGGAAUCUGAAUUCUGGAAGAAAAACAAGCCUCAAGAAAACGGACAAGAUGAUACUUCAAAAGUUGACAAGCCCAAAGUGGAUGAAGAAGGUGAUGAAAAUCAAGAUGAUGAAGAUUAUCACAGAAGUGACCCACAAAUCGCCAUAUGUCUGGAUUGUUUACGAAACAACGGCCAGUCAGGAGACAACGUGGUAAAGGGUUUAAUGAAGAAAUUCAUUCGAUGUUCUACACGUGUGACUGUAGGAACCAUUAAAAAAUUUCUAAGUUUAAAACUAAAACUUCCAAGUUCUUAUGAGUUGGAUGUGCUGUGCAAUGGUGAAAUUAUGGGGAAGGAUCAUACUAUGGAAUUCAUCUGUAUGACAAGAUGGCGUCUAAGAGGCAAAAACUUUCGGUGUGUGAACUGCUCAUCUUCGCAAGUCUGCCCACAGGAUGGCCCUUUGUAUCAGUCGUAUCCUAUGGUAUUGCAGUAUCGACCAAGAAUUGAUUUCGGUUAGACCAAGGGACCUGGCCGUCACUGAGAUGAAUCCUGCACUAUUGGUUUACUCAUGAACAGAUUGCACCGUGAAUGGUGUGUGGACGAGAGGGAAACAGAUUUUCAGCAUGCAGAUAAGGCCAUUGUCUGUCUCAACUGUCAGUUGCAUUCAUGUUGUUUCUAUCAGAAGCAAACCAAGUGCCAUUUUGCUCCUGAACUGUCUACGCAAGGUAUUUGUGCCAUCUCACAGCGUGCAAGUCGUGGGUAAAAUCAGGUGUGCAUCAGGAACCUAAGUAUUCGCUUGCCUGUUCCAAGACUGUAACAUUAUUUACACUAGCUCAGUGGCUCAGUCUUUGUGGUACUGCAGUUUUCACAUACUAUUUCAUUAAUUUUUAUUCAAGUAGAGUACUGUACAAGAACCUGAUAGUUAUAUCUUGAAAUUAUUUUGUAUGGAAAUAGAGAAGUGGUUUCUGAACCAUUGUCCUGUUCUUGGUUAAGCUUUUUAUGUAAAAAAAAAAUCCAUGCUUGAGUGUGCAAGUCCUCCUGUGAAGAAUUCCAGUCAUUCUUUAACCUUGGAGCACAUCCUCACUGUAGACCUUCUAAGCGUCUGUCUAGGCUACCAGUUGCACAAGGAAGGCACGUCAGCCCUCCCAGUGGAAAACACAUGUGACUUCCUGGACAAUUGAAGAUGGAUUCGCAACCAUUCUAAAUGUUGGCAGCUGAUCAUUUACUCCUAAUAAAAAAUCAG
Messenger RNA from Ochotona princeps (American pika), 1636 nucleotides. RefSeq names its product polycomb group RING finger protein 5-like. Gene Ontology annotation, biological process: regulation of transcription by RNA polymerase II. The transcript has a single exon. Gene Ontology annotation, cellular component: PRC1 complex. NCBI's taxonomy places the organism in Eukaryota, Metazoa, Chordata, Mammalia, Lagomorpha, Ochotonidae. The record is from RefSeq and is a predicted model, not a curated record.